UGCAGCCAGUGGGGAGAACAGGAGAGCCCAGGGAGAGAGCAGCAAAAAGAAGGUACAGCUGGUUGUGUACAGGAGGAAAGAGACUGGCGCUAAGCAAGACAGACUUUAUAUCAUUAUUACUACAAGGUGAAAGGAGUAGACGCAUAACUGAAAAUGCCAAAACCGGUAAAUGUUCGUGUGACCACUAUGGAUGCGGAGCUGGAAUUCGCCAUCCAACCAAGCACCACAGGGAAGCAGCUUUUUGAUCAGGUGAUUAAAACUGUGGGCCUACGUGAGGUUUGGUACUUUGGACUGCAGUGCAUAGACAACAAAGGAUACCUAACUUGGCUGAAACUUGAUAAAAAGGUCUCAGCACAAGAAGUCAAGAAGGAAAACCCUCUGCAGUUUAAAUUCCGUGCCAAGUUUUAUCCUGAAGAUGUUUCUGAGGAACUCAUCCAGGAAAUUACCCAGAAACUAUUUUUUCUGCAAGUAAAAGAAGCUAUUCUGAGUGAUGAGGUAUACUGUCCUCCAGAAACAGCUGUCCUUCUAGCUUCUUAUGCUGUUCAGGCCAAGUUUGGAGACUACAGCAAAGAAACUAUCAAAUCUGGUUACUUGACCUCAGAGCGACUUCUUCCUCAGAGGGUAUUGGAUCAACACAACCUUUCCAGAGACCAGUGGGAAGAAAGGAUUGAGGUGUGGCACUCGGAGCACCGUGGUAUGCUGAAAGAGGAUGCUAUGCUGGAAUAUCUUAAGAUUGCUCAAGAUCUGGAGAUGUAUGGUAUCAAUUACUUUGAAAUUAAAAAUAAGAAGGGGAGUGACCUCUGGCUGGGAGUAGAUGCCCUUGGUUUAAAUAUUUAUGAGCACAAUGACAAACUGACACCAAAGAUUGGUUUCCCCUGGAGUGAAAUAAGGAAUAUUUCUUUCAAUGACAAGAAGUUUGUUAUCAAACCCAUUGACAAGAAAGCACCGGACUUUGUGUUUUAUGCACCUCGUCUUAGAAUCAACAAACGAAUACUUCAACUUUGCAUGGGAAAUCAUGAGCUGUACAUGCGCCGUAGAAAGCCAGACACAAUUGAAGUGCAGCAGAUGAAAGCACAGGCCAAAGAGGAGAAGUUACAGAAACAACUGGAAAGACAACAAUUAGAACAAGAGAAGAAGAAACGGGAAGCUAUUGAGAGAGAGAGGGAGCAGAUGAUAAAAGAAAAAGAGGAACUGAUGUUCAGAUUGCAUGAAUAUGAGGAACAGUCUAAGAGGGCAGAAAGAGAACUAUCAGAGCAGAUCCAAAGAGCCAAGGAAUUGGAGGAAGAGAGAAGACGGGCACAGUAUGAGGCAGAGAGAUUAGAAGCAGAACGUAUUUCUGCUCUCCGUGCCAAGGAAGAACUGGAGAGACAAGCAAUUGCCCAGACAAAAAGCCAAGAACAACUGGCUUCUGAACUAUCAGAAUAUACUGCUAGAAUCUCACUGCUGGAGGAGGCCAGGAGAGUCAAAGAAGAUGAAGCAAGCGAGUGGCAAAUGAGGGCACAAGAAGCCCAAACUGACCUUCUGCGAACCAGAGAAGAACUACACAUGGUGAUGACCACCCCACCACCACCACCACCUCCAGUGUAUGAGCCAUACAGAGUACAUGAGCCAGAUGAUGGACUGGAGCACACAAGUUAUAGUGCUGAGUUGUCCAGUGUUGACUUCCUAGAGGACAACAAAAUGCAGACAAGAAUGACUGAGGCAGAGAAGAAUGAGCGUGUUCAGAGACAGUUAAUGGCUUUGACAAGUGAACUGUCUCAGGCACGAGAUGAGACCAAGAAGACACACAAUGACAUCCUUCACACAGAAAAUGUCAAAUCGGGUCGUGACAAAUACAAGACCCUGAGACAAAUUCGACAGGGCAACACCAAGCAGAGAAUUGAUGAGUUUGAAGCCAUGUAAAUGAUGUUUGUAAAUAGUGGUUAAGGAGGGUAGAACUUGAUAUCUUAAGUUUUUACAGUGUGUUUGUCUGCUCCAUAUUAUUGGCAAAUAUAGUCUUGAAAAUUAAAUUAACUUCUUUCCAAUUUCCUUUCCUGUUUAGACCGCUACCUGUUUAAAAUAUGAUACCAUAAAUCUGUUUCUUUGCAACAUGGGGCCAAAACAGAAUUACAGUUGCCAUAAGCAACCGGGCAAAAUUUUGCACCAUGAUAUUAUCUAAGUCAUUAUUUUAUUAAAAAUUAAAGGCUCAUUUAUAGAAAUAGAAGCACCAUAAUUGAUGUUUGAAGUUGUUGUGCCAAAAGGCCUUUUCUCCAUUUAGUGUGGAGCAGAAUAAAUAAAUAUAUUUUUAAGGAGAUAUGAAAAUUUGCUAUAUUUAGCAGUUAAGUUGCAAAUGCCUUUGUAGACACAAAUGCUGAUGGGACAUACUAGUUUUAUUUGACUUGCGUUGUUCUAUGCCAUGGAUUACACAUGUAUUGAGAAUGAUGUGCCAUACAUUUUUUUUUAUAAAACCUUUCACCACAGCGCAGCAAUUUGUAUGUAUUCCAACAUGGUUAGAUCAAAUAUAUUGGUGUUAAAAGAAAUAAAAUUAAAAUGUGUCAAAGAUGUAGUUCUGUGAGACUUAGCUAAUGUUAACAUUAUGAUUGUUUAGUAACAUUAUCUUUCCAUUAUAUAGUUGUACACAGAUUUACCUUUUUAAACAUAUCUUACUUGUGUCUUUUAUACUACACAAUCCUCUAGAUCCAUAACAAACUGGGAUUGCAACCAGUUUUAAUUAUGUAUGAUCACAUAUAAAAAAUGUAUGCAAAACGGGAUGAUAAUUUCCCAUGUAGAUGAUGCCCCAUCUGACGAUUUUCUCAUGUGGUGCCAAGAAUAUCAACAGGGAAUCUCAUUUCAGUAAAAAAAUCCGCUACAGAAAUACUGCAACUGAGAAUAUGCAACUCUAGCUACUGUUCAAAACUACCCAGAAACCAUUAAAUCUUGGAGAAUGCUGGACAUUAUAGUUUAACUGCAAUUAAUGACGCUUGGACAUUAUUUACAAAGCUUACAAAAUGAUCUAGAAAUUGCAAAUUGUCCUUUAGGUGGUCUUACUUUUGGCAGGAAAUUGCAGUUUUUUGCUUGUAAAGACAAGUAUACCAUUAAGCCACACCAUUCGUGAUAAAAAUCACACAAAUGUGUCAAUAAAGGCUGAUAAAAGUGAAAUAUUGGUGUUGGAUUUGUAUAAUUCUUUUCUACCCUGUUGCAGCUAAUUGUUAUACUUGUCUAGCAAACUUCAUUUACUUUAUUCACUAGUGGUCUAUGGAGCCAGGGAAAAUGAUCCAUUAAAAGAUAUGUAGGCUGCAAUUAACUUUCAUCCAACACUAGUAUAUAUCACACUCUCUUAUGCAAGUAACAUUCCAUUGGUCAAAAUGAAACAAAAAAAAGCAAUCAUCAUGCAUUUUGGGAUCCAUCUUUGAACUGUAAAAUUAGUCAGUCUCUACCCACACUUAACUUUUGGGGAAUUCCAUGGGAUGUUCUAAAGUUACAAUUUAUGUAAAAUUCAUAUGUAUUAUCUAAUCAGGCAUAGAUUAUAGUAUUUAUGUAUAAAUAUUAUAGUGAGAUAUAUCCAUUGUAACAUAUUAAAGAAAGAAUAGUUUGCGUUGUAUAUUUUUUGUUAUUUUUACAAAUAAUACUAUAUAAAGUAAAUUAAUGAAUUACCUACAGUAGACCAGUUUGCUAAAAGAGUAAUUGGUAAAAUAAGAUUUCCUUUAAUGCAUAAUCAGUACAUGUAAUUAUACCUUACUUAUUUGAAAGAAUUGCUAUUAGACUCCAAGAAUGAAGGGAUUUUUAAUUACUUUAUUAAUUAUAAAUUUUUAAUAUGUAAGAUUGUCAUUUGGAGAGAAUUAAUACAGGCAACCUGCCUGUAAGAGAAUACCUAUACUAUAUAUCAGCAGUGCACAAUUUUGGACAAGCUGCUUUAUUGUUGCUGCUUCAUUAUGAAAUAAAACUUUGUUGAAUAAAA
Xenopus tropicalis (tropical clawed frog) is the source of this 3937-nucleotide messenger RNA. It is a transcript of the gene ezr, whose product is annotated as ezrin. Gene Ontology annotation, molecular function: actin binding; cytoskeletal protein binding. The transcript is spliced from 14 exons. Gene Ontology annotation, cellular component: plasma membrane; cell periphery. The record is from RefSeq and is marked provisional. Lineage: Eukaryota; Metazoa; Chordata; Amphibia; Anura; Pipidae. Bases 154 to 1902 code for a protein of 582 amino acids.